Messenger RNA from Megalops cyprinoides (Indo-Pacific tarpon), 954 nucleotides. Its product is annotated as hydroxycarboxylic acid receptor 2-like. Gene Ontology annotation, molecular function: G protein-coupled receptor activity. Lineage: Eukaryota; Metazoa; Chordata; Actinopteri; Elopiformes; Megalopidae. Gene Ontology annotation, cellular component: membrane. The coding region runs from base 1 to 954 and encodes 317 amino acids. The transcript has a single exon. The record is from RefSeq and is a predicted model, not a curated record. Gene Ontology annotation, biological process: G protein-coupled receptor signaling pathway.
AUGAACAACUGUGUGUUUCAGGAAGAUCUGCUCCCCAAAGUCCUGCCCCCACUGCUCCUGCUGGAGUUUGUUUUUGGAGUCCUCGGUAAUGGCAUGGCUCUCUGGAUCUUCUGUUUCCAUCUGAGGCCCUGGAAGAACAGCACCGUCUUCCUGUUCAACCUGGCACUGGCCGACUUCCUGCUGAAUGUGGCCCUGCCGUUCCGCGCCAUCUACUACCUAAAGGGGAAGGACUGGAUCUUUGGUGACACUUUCUGCCGCGUCUCCCUCUUCAUGCUGGCCAUGAACCGCGGGGGCAGCAUAAUCUUCCUGACUGCUGUGGCGGUGGAUCGAUACCUGCGUGUGGUCCAUCCUCACCACCGGGUCAACUUCAUGCGAAUGUCUAAAACGAUAUACACAGCCUGUGCCCUGUGGAUCCUCACAAUCUCCCUGACUAUUCAUCUCCUGUCCAAGUCCCACCAGAUCAAGGCAACGAACUCAACUCAGUGUGAGAGUUUUACGCUCGGCAGCAACUGGGUCCACACUGUAUAUCUGCUGGAAGUUUUGCUGUCUUUGGGGAUUAUACUGUUCUGUACCAUCCGCAUAUCCAUGCAGCUGAGGGAGAGGCACCUCGACAAGCACAUGAAGAUCAAAACAGCACUCUUGUGCCUUGCGGUGGUUGUCAUUAUGUUUGUCAUCUGCUUCCUCCCCAGCAACGUCACCCGGUUGCUGAUUUGGUUGAAAAGAAUGCACGAAGUUGGAGACUGUGACAGCUACCAGGCUCUGGACACUGCGUUCUACAUCACCAUCAGUCUGACCUAUCUCAACAGCAUGCUGGACCCUGUCGUUUACUACUUCUCCAGCCCAACGUUCAAGAAGAUCUUCAAGAGAGCGGUGAGAGUCAGUCAUCAAGAGAUAGAGGAGAGCAGCUCAAGAGGUAACAGGAUUGUAGACACCAAGACUGUCAGCCAGCUGUGA